Molecule: messenger RNA, 2320 nt
Organism: Scatophagus argus
Lineage: Eukaryota; Metazoa; Chordata; Actinopteri; Scatophagidae
Gene: fkbp10a
Product: FKBP prolyl isomerase 10a
Exons: 10
Coding region: 90-1790 (566 amino acids)
Molecular function (GO): peptidyl-prolyl cis-trans isomerase activity
Source: RefSeq, a predicted model, not a curated record
UCUUUUUCGCCUGUUGAGCCGCAUCACCCCGCUGGCAGACGAGCUCUCUGCACUGCGAGCUUCCGCAGUUAUUGUCACAACUUUGCCAGAUGGAUCUGACAGGAUAUUCGCUUUUAUUUCUCCUCCAUGUAGCAACAGUGUAUUGCAACCCCGGGCCGUUAGUGGACGUUGUUGUCGAUCGGUACGACAUACCGAGAGUUUGUCCUCGAGAAGUGCGGACAGAAGAUUUUAUCCGUUAUCAUUUUAACGGCACUUUCUUUGCGGACGGGAAAAAGUUUGACUCCAGUCAUGAGCGAGGCAAAGCCUUCAUCAGCCAGGUGGGCCUGGGCAGACUCAUCACCGGGAUGGACCGCGGCCUUCAGGGCAUGUGUGUCAAUGAGCGCAGGAGGAUCACAAUCCCCCCGCAUCUGGCCUACGGAAGCGUCGGAACAGGUGGCAUAAUCCCCCCCGACGCCGUGCUGGUGUAUGAUGUUCUCCUGCUGGACAUAUGGCACGCCGACGACACGGUUCAGAUCCGCACGCUCAGCAAACCCGCGAGCUGCAGCCGCAACACCGCGGCCUCAGAUUUCAUCCGUUACCACUACAACGGCACACUGCUGUCUGGCGACGCCUUCGACUCCAGUUACUCGAGGAAUGCGACCUAUGACACCUACGUGGGGCAGGGUUACCUCAUCAAAGGCCUGGACGAGGGUCUCUUGGGCAUGUGUGUUGGGGAGAGGAGGAUCAUCAUCGUCCCGCCCUUCCUGGCAUAUGGAGAGAGCGGCUCUGGAACUCGGGUCCCUCCUCAGGCCACGCUGGUGUUCGAGGUGCUGCUGCUUGAUGUGUUCAACCCUAAGGACGAUCUGAUUGUGGAGGUGAAGGAGGUGCCCGAGGGCUGCACCCGCAGGACAGUGACCGGAGAUUACAUUCGCUACCACUACAACGGCACCUUCCAGGACGGCACGGCCUUCGACUCGAGCUACCAGCGAAACAGCACCUACAACACUUACAUCGGCAUGGGAUACGUGAUCCAAGGGAUGGACAAAGCUCUGCAGGGGCUGUGCAUCGGAGAAAAGCGAAGGGUCAUCGUCCCUCCUCACAUGGCGUACGGCGAGGAAGGAGUAGGAGACCUCAUCCCCAGCUCUGCUGUGCUGGUCUUUGACAUUCACGUCAUUGAUUUCCACAACCCCAAAGACCCGGUCGAGAUUAAAGUUACCCACAGACCUCAGGAGUGCAGCAUGACCAGCGAAGCCGACGAUUUGAUUCAGUAUCGUUAUAAUUGCUCCUUGAUGGACGGCACCCUGCUGUACUCCUCGGACCAGUUCGACUCACCUUCCAUCACGACUCUCGGAGCAAACAAGGUGAUUCCAGGUCUGGAGAAAGGAUUGAGCAGCAUGUGUGUGGGUGAGAGGAGGGAAGUUGUCAUUCCCCCACACUGGGCACAUGGUGAAAAUGGAGCCGGAGGAGUUCCCGCUAGUGCAGUUCUCUUCUUUGAGCUGGAGUUGGUGAAGCUGCAGAAGGGUGUGCCUGAAGGCUACAUGUUCGUGUGGCUGGGAGACGGCCCAGAUCCCCUCUUUCCUGCUAUGGACCUCAACGGUAACAAAGAGGUCCCUCUAGAGGAGUUUUCAGCCUUCAUCAUGCUCCAAGUUAAGGAGGGAAAAGGGCGUCUUCAUCCAGGGGCCGAUGCCGACAGCAUCAUUAAGGACAUGUUCAAUAAUCAAGACCACAAUAAAGAUGGGAAAAUCGUAGAGGAUGAACUGAAACUCAAGGAGGGUGAGGAGCCUGAGCAAGCGAGACGGGACGAGUUGUAGAGGGAGCACAUGGAGUAUUUCUGUGGUGCUAAGAGCUGGCAUGCAGUGGUUGGGGUUAUACUGUCACCUUAGCAACUGUCGUGCUACCUAUUUUUAAAAUGUUUCCAUGAUUGAAACAUUGUUGAGCCUUUAGGCAGUCGGAUAGUUUGCUAUGUAAAGUUAAAAUAUAUCGGUGCUGUCUUACACCCGUAGCGGCAGAAUCGGUCAGUCAAAGCGGCUGAACAGGCAGACAGCACAGGAAAACUUCUGUAUUUGAGGGGUGAGCAUGUUGUGCAAAAGACACAGGUGUUGGGAAGUGCUAAGGACAGAAAAAUGGUCAGUGGUGAAAUUGUGUUUUGUUGAGAAGGGCACACUGAGAAAGCCAUAUUGGCUGGGCCCUUCUCCCAGAACAAACCAUUUCAUAGAAAUUAGUCGGCGCAGUCUGUCACAUAAGUGAUGAAAAACCACUGGUUGUACAGUGUUUUUGGGAGUGAAAAUCUAUUCUAGAAAAUUAUAUUACAAAGUGUGUUGUGGAACAUAAAAGGUUUUUU